UAAUCUCUUUUUCUGAUCAUUUUCAGAUGAAGACGAAGAAAUGCCUCUGGAACCGACAAACGGCACCGGUUCAGUCGCCGGAACCUCAUCAUCCGGAGGUCCUUCAACAUCCUCCAGCAGUGCUGGACAACCAACAAAACAACGGCAAGGUGGCUCCCACAUUCAUCUGUGGCAAUUCCUGAAGGAACUUCUGGCCGCCCCAGAUCAGCACCAGAGCGCCAUCCGCUGGAUCGACCGAACCAAGGGCGUUUUCAAAAUUGAAGAUUCCGUGCGAGUGGCAAGGUUGUGGGGUCGUCGCAAAAAUAGGCCGGCCAUGAACUACGACAAACUUUCCCGAUCGAUUCGGCAAUACUAUAAGAAGGGCAUAAUGCAAAAGACGGAACGAUCCCAGCGGCUUGUUUACCAGUUUUGCCAUCCUUAUUCGCUGUAAAGUUGGGUGUUAUUUCGCGAAGGAAUUGAGUGUUUGUUUUUGCGAGAAAGGUGCGCGCGCGCAUGAAUGAUGUUCUAUAUUAAGGUGAAAUUGUAAUUGUUUACCAGGAAGAAUGAAUAAGCAUGUUAGAUGAAGUAUGGAAUGUCUGCCUGGGGUGGCAAUAUUUAUUCGAACGAAAUUAUACAUUUCAAUGCAUUUUGAUUGGAUUGUAAACAUUUUGUCCGGAAAUUUAUUCUAUCCCAUGCCAGAAGAUAUAAUCUAAGAAUAGGAUUUUAGUCAUUAGGUUCAACACACAGAUAGGGAAUCACUCUUUUGUAUUAUCGCGCUAAAUUCCGUCUGAGCUGCAAGUGGUAUUAACUUGCACCACGGAAGAUAAUAUUAUUAAAAUGAUGUGAUAUGGAAUCAUGUGUACAAACCAUCAACUUCUAGUUAUUGACAAAGCGCUCAACUCCCGGCGACAUUGUUAGUGAAAAUAGCUAGUAGUGAACCAAGACCAGCCUCAGUCAGUACGACGAAGGAUGGCAUCCGGAGAAUCUCAAGCCCCCCCAUUUAACAACCAUCUUUGGAGCUUGGUAGAAUUUCCAGAUCAAACAACGAACUCUUGGCGGAUGCGGGCAAAUUUCUAGUUGCUUCGGGAACUUCUGGCAGCUUUCGGCAAAAGGAAGGUAAUUUCCUACAAAAACCGAUCGCAGCCAACCCGAAAAGCUCCGGCAAGAAGCUCGACUCUUGACCCAGGAAAAUUCAGAACCCCAAUCACUCUCGAAUAGUAGAUACUCAUGUGGAUCUGAACUUUUGCGAGGUUUUUUUUAUACGUUUUGUUUACACUGUGUAUUGCUUACCGAUUGACCCCACCCGGAGCGGAUCCUAACUGGCCGGAAGUGGUUCCAAGUCAUGGCGACCACCCGACAGUGGUAAAUACAGGACUCCGUACCGGUUUUCCGGGCUUUCGGUAAUUUUGGUCCCAUAUAUCUAUGAUAUAUUUUUAUUGUAAGUUCUAUGAACGAUACAAUUAGACGAGUAUAUUUUUCUUCCGGAACGAAAUAAAUAAAGAUUUCUUUCAUUAGUCCCCUAAGAAAACAACCCGAACAAAGCAAAAAAAAGCAAAUUUAUCGUACCCUAGUUUGUAAGAAAAAAAUAUCAAACGUUACAAUGAAAAAAGUGUAACGUCAAAUCAGAUAGGCUACCGUUGCAAUAUAUAGUCGUGUAAUUAGACUCGGAUCCAACCAGUAGAGUUAAUCACAGCCCUGCAGGAUGUGUAACGCGAUCCGCUAGUUAUUUUAAACCUUUUAAAGCUAAGCAAAGCACCAGGUAAAAACCUUUCGAUUAGGAACCCCAGAGCUCACUUUCUCAUCGAAGAGUUUUCGAAUUUGUUUUGACCGACCUUUAUAAUUUUUUUUAAUCGAUAACAAAACGCAAUCAAAUUGUAGUUUUCCUUUCCUCCUUUAUAUAAUUUUUAACUCGUAAGGUGGCAGGGUAGGCUCUAAGUAAACUUAAAGUUUUCGAUCAUGAUGAUAGUCAAACUUACCUAGAAUACACACACAACACACCCUUUAAUGAUUUUCAACCUUAACUUUAGAAAAAAAAAUCGCUAGGCUCUAAGCUGAAUAGACUUGUGAAGUAAGGAAAAAAACCAAGAUUAUUGUAGAACUAUACAAAAUUAACAACUUAUUGUGAUCUAAGUGCCUUAAACGAUAUUGGAUUCGAAGCCCAUUUUUGUGUUUUCCCCCACGUUCUAUGUAAUAGAAGCAAAAAACCCUGUACUUCGUAAGCUUUUCUAUAUGGCAGACUAACCCCUCGAUUAUAAGUCUUUUCUUGCUGUUUUACCAAUUUAUCUGUAACUUAUUGUAUGUAUGUGUAUAUCCAAGUAAUAUCUGUAAAUUUAGCGAUCGUAUUUUCUGUACAUAACUUAUUUUGUUGAA
Messenger RNA from Uranotaenia lowii, 2349 nucleotides. Its product is annotated as DNA-binding protein D-ETS-4-like. Gene Ontology annotation, biological process: cell differentiation; regulation of transcription by RNA polymerase II. Gene Ontology annotation, molecular function: sequence-specific DNA binding; DNA-binding transcription factor activity, RNA polymerase II-specific. The coding region runs from base 41 to 430 and encodes 129 amino acids. Lineage: Eukaryota; Metazoa; Arthropoda; Insecta; Diptera; Culicidae. Gene Ontology annotation, cellular component: nucleus. The record is from RefSeq and is a predicted model, not a curated record. The transcript has a single exon.